AUGCGACUCCGCUGGCUUGUUUCUACCCAACUGGCCAUAGGCUCCAUAGUAGCCAACUCUCUCCCGGAAAUCCCCAAUGAGGCUCGCUCGAUUUUUCCCACCCCUUCUCCACGCCCUCGACGCUUUGCGCUGAGUCAGGGCAUAUGCCCGAAAUGUCUCCGCCCAUGCCCUGAGUCCCGUGAAGAGUUCACAUUUAACCAAGUUUUCGAUGCUUUAACCCUACCAGAUGGAUUUGUUGUCGAUGCUGCCGAAACAUUUGGACAGGGGUUUGGCGACUUGGUGGCCGGCAAGACCUUCCGUGCUGUUUUAGAAAUUUCCAUCAUAGGUGUUUAUGCGAUUAUCAAGUAA
Molecule: messenger RNA, 348 nt
Organism: Aspergillus pseudotamarii
Lineage: Eukaryota; Fungi; Ascomycota; Eurotiomycetes; Eurotiales; Aspergillaceae
Exons: 2
Coding region: 1-348 (115 amino acids)
Source: RefSeq, a predicted model, not a curated record